UUGACUACAACAGUCAUGUGGCUUAGUAUAUAUACAUGGAAGCGCCAGUCUAAUGCACUAGCAAACACGCUCAACUCUAAGGGACACACAAGUCAAAAGCAGCAAGACGCAAUCAUGAAGGUGUUCAUUUUAUUAGCUGUUGCAGCGCUGUCUGGCUGUCAUGCCAAUCUUUUCUAUGCUGAUGCACCCAAGCCACAGCUAGAAGUGCUGACUGAUGCUUUCUGGGAUUACAUUGCCAAGGCCACCCAAACAGCUGAUGACACCCUCCAGAUGAUCAGGAAAUCACAGUUUGGACAGGAAGUCAAUGCCCGCCUGGCAGACAGCACUGACAUAGCCAGCAAGUAUGCAACUACCCUGCAGGAGCAGCUUUCCCCAGCAGCCCAGGACCUGAUGACCAAGAUCACAGCAGAGGCUGAGGUGCUGAGAAAUGUGCUGGCCCAGGAGCUGAGCACUGUCAGGGACAAGCUGGAGCCCUACACCGAGGACAUGAAGGCCCAGAUCCAGCAGAGAGUGGAGCAGCUCAAACAGGAGCUGGCACCAUACGCAGACUCCCUGGACUCUGAGGCCCUGAGGACCACCCUGAUGCAGAAGAGCGAGGAUCUAAAGACCAACUUGGAGCAGAGUGUGAAGGAUCUACAGGCUCAGAUGGGGCCCUACACCGAUGACCUGAAGCUGAAAGUGGACCAGCACUUCCAGAACUUCCAAGAUAGCGUGGCCCCCAUGUCCAAGAAGGUCCAGGUUGAGCUGAGUCAGAGAGCCAAUGUGGUGAAACAGAUGGUGGCCCCCUAUGCUGAGGACCUGAGGGAAAAGCUGGACCCCUACGCUCAAGACCUUCAGGAUCAACUAAUGUCCCUCUAUCAAUCCUUUGUUGAAGGCAAAUAAGUCAACCUCCAAACAUGCUUCCUCAUUCAUCAAGAUGCUGGCCUUGUUUGGUCUACCUCUGUUUGAAGCAUGAAAU
Messenger RNA from Etheostoma cragini (Arkansas darter), 958 nucleotides. Its product is annotated as apolipoprotein A-I-like. Gene Ontology annotation, cellular component: extracellular region; high-density lipoprotein particle; blood microparticle. Gene Ontology annotation, molecular function: phospholipid binding; cholesterol binding; phosphatidylcholine-sterol O-acyltransferase activator activity. The transcript is spliced from 4 exons. The record is from RefSeq and is a predicted model, not a curated record. Gene Ontology annotation, biological process: high-density lipoprotein particle assembly; very-low-density lipoprotein particle remodeling; phospholipid efflux. Lineage: Eukaryota; Metazoa; Chordata; Actinopteri; Perciformes; Percidae. The coding region runs from base 16 to 882 and encodes 288 amino acids.